CAAAGCUUACAUGAGAAGGGAGAGCGACUCCAGGGAGUUACUGACACUGUGACUUUUUUCUUCAGAGUCUUCAAAUAAAACUCACAAAAGUGUUUUGUGUGUGAAGGUUUUUUGUUUCUAUAAAGGAAGCCUCAGGAACCUGCUUUACAACCAUUUGUAAAUGUUUAUCACCACAGCUAUGGCAACCAUUUGACUCAAUCCAUGAAGUUUUUUUUCUACAAAGAAAUAAACACGGCAGGAUUAUCAUGAUCGUAUGGUUUUUACUGCUGUCACUCUCCACAACGAGCACACAAGAUGGACAAGAAAACAGUGUUUUGCGUUGUGGACCUCAGAAUGUGACUCUUGACUACGACAGUUUCCUGUUAAAGUGGGAAGAUGAUCCUUCUUGCUCUGUGAUACAAGAUGGGCUCGUGUACGAGCUGCAGCUUCUCAUAGCAGACAAGCCUGAACACAAUGGUGAAGUUGUUGUGGCACCUGCACAGAUAGGAGCUACUCAUUCCUGGAAAUGGAUUUCCCAUUUACCAUCGCAGUGUGCUCGCCAUUCAGUCCGGCUCAGGUCCCAAUACAACAAGCAAUCAAGCCCAUGGAUGGAGAAGACGCUACCUGACCAGGGUGAAAUACUGGUUCUCCCAAGAGACCAAAUAUUGGAGGUGGGCAGCACAGCCACAUUCUGCUGCAUGGUGCCAGACGGGGAAAGUAUUAAAACAAUGUUUCUAUAUGACUACAAAAGCACUAAUGUAACAACUACAAAGAUCAGUGAACAUGUGCACUCCCUGACUGUUCACCUGGACCAACAAUCAGAAAACUGGAGGAAUGUAGAAUGUGAAACAACCAAAGGAGACAUCAACGGAGCCAGUUUUCAUGCCAGCUUGGAGCUGGAUGCUGCUGAGAGGAACUGGACCUUAACAGUAACUAAUCCUCUGGGAAAGCUUGAGCUCCAUGACAGGGCAGACCUGACCAAAAGAGUGCACGUGGUCGCUCCAGACGAAGUAGCAGCUUCAACUGUGAACCCCAGAAACAUCAGUCUGAAAUGGAGCUGGAAAGGGAAGAAGUACAGUAAUCUCAACCUCACAUGCCAAGUAGAUGUCAGCGAUGGAAACUCUAAUACCAAAACUGAAAACUUUGGAGUUGGCCUCACAACUGCAGUCAUCAAGGACUUGAUACCACACUGGAACUAUGACGUGAGGGUCCGAUGUGGAACAGCACAGCAUUUCUGGAAAUGGGGUGACUGGAGCAAAAGUGUAAAAAUCCACACAAAGGGUGAUGUUCCAGAUGCUCUUGACGUGUGGAUGAAGGUGAAGGAAGACCAGACUGUAAUCUCCUGGAAGGUGCCACUGACCAGUCAGAGCCAUGGAGAAAUCUUUGACUACAAAGUGUCCUGGGCAAAGACCAAAGACAAAAAUCAGUCAAACCAAACCAACGUGUCCAGAAGCAAUCACAGUCUUACACUCACGCUGGACCCCAGUGAGGAGCACAUGGUCACUGUCACGGCUAGAAACAUAAACGGCAGCUCAUCACCAUCGACCAUCAUCAUUCCCCGCCGCAAUCUAGAUAAGUCCGAGGUGAAGACCUCCUGGAUCAGUGGCAGCAAUGGUAGCUUCUUCCUGUCUUGGCCUGAUCGUCUUAACGCCAGCUGUGGCUACAUAGUGGACUGGUGUCCAAUCUUCGGUAAUUGCUCCUUCGAGUGGAUGAAAGUGUCUCUCAACAGAACUCAUACCACAAUUUUUUCAAAGAACUUUGAAGAUGGUCGGAGAUACCUGCUGUCCAUAUACGCCUGCACUGAGGGAGCUGCGGUGCUACUACAGAGAAGAGAGGGCUACAUCAGAGAGACCAAAAUAGGAGGCGAGCUGUUUAAACUCAAAUACAAACAGGAAGACUCGGCUGUUGAGGUAUCCUGGGAGCCCAUACCUCUGGAAAAGCAGACUGCUUCCAUCCAUGGAUAUAUUCUCUACUACCAGGACAAGAGCGGGAAUGUUUUUAACGUGAGCACAGAUGAUCCUGGAGCCACCAGCCUCACUGCAAAGAACCUGAACAUCAGUACGUACACCUUCACGGUGACAGCAUCAACAGCAUUUGGACUUUGUGGUAAUACAUCCAUCAAUGUCACCUUGAAUCCCCCGGCUGAUCACUUGAUAGUGCUGAUCUUGACAUCCCUGGGAGCAGUUUUUCUUAUUCUGUCUGUCAGCACAAUUAUCUGCUACAGACACUGGGCAUGCAUCAAGAACAAAGUCUAUCCUCCAAUCCCAAAGCCAGUGCUGACUGAAAAGUGGCUGACAUCACCGGAUGAACAUACAGUUCGUCAUUUUCCCUUUGAUCAGAGUCACUACAGAGAGGUCUGGGAUGUUCCUGAACUACAUGAUCAAUUCAGACCACCACAGCCUGUUGUUGGCCAGGACUACAUGCCUUUUACCUUCUCUCAGACUCCCAAAGGUUACUACAAUAAGCCUCUGAAGAAACUCCAGCCAUCCCUUACUUUACCCACUACAGGCCUCACAUCUCAGCCAGGCUUGCCAUCUUUUCCAAUUACUGAUGUAUUUCCUAACCCUUCAUAUAACCUGAUAGUACAGGGUGAGGACCAGGAGUCACAAUCACAUCCCGAGAUCCAGGAAGGGAUGCCUAUAACUGAUAGUGAAUGCCAGCCACAGAGUCCUGAAGAGAGCUUUACCACAGCUGAGUUACAAGAGGAACCAGACAGUCCCAUUUUCUGUGUGUCCACAUACAUAUUGUUACCACAGAAAAGUUCCAAAUAGCGGCUGCAUGGUGAACACAUUUAAGCCUUGCACACG
Messenger RNA from Neolamprologus brichardi, 2786 nucleotides. The record is from RefSeq and is a predicted model, not a curated record. Lineage: Eukaryota; Metazoa; Chordata; Actinopteri; Cichliformes; Cichlidae.